CACACUAUUAGGUUUACAAUGAAGUUUAUUUCAGUCCAGUGUGACAUAUAAUGCUUUCAGCAGUUAGUUACCUAACAUGUUUCGAUUCUUAAUGAAUCAUCAUCCGAGGUAUACUACUGCGAUCAGGAACCCACCAAUACGUAAAAGUUUUUAUAAGACUGUCUACACUUAAAACAUUCAUGAUGCUCACUAUAUGUAGUUGUUCAUUUUUCCAUUGUCGAAAUAGAUGUUUGAUGUAAACUUUUAUAAUAUGAACAUUCUUGAAGUAUAUUACUUAUAAGUGACGUAGUUGCAACCACUUUCAUAAAGGAUAGUUUAAAAAUAAAACGCUUUGCUGAUAAGCAGGAAUGGAAGAGCUCACUCUUAUUCCUACAAGGUAUUCAACACUUCAGAAUGUAGAAGCUAGUAAUAUCCAAAUAGUUGUCCAUAAAAAUAAAAAGAAGGAUGUUAAUAUAAAACCUCUUCACAUUGACCAAUUGAAAGAUAACAGAGCAGAGAAAAAAGAAAUGGACAUGAAGAAGGUUCGUUAUGAAGUUUUUAAAUUUGGAAUGUCAGGCUUUAAAGCAGAAAAGAAGGAAGAAGUUAAAGUAGCUCUAGCCAUCAAAUUAGGAGCUAAACCACCUAAACACAAAUAUUACAAUUAUAAAGAAUAUAAGUGUAUAAAAGAGAAGCAGCUAAAAGAACAGUCAGAACAGCGGAAGUUGCUUGCCGUUGGGAAGACUAAGACUGGGAAGCCAAGUACCAAAGGCAAGAAAAAAAUUAUGAGAAGGAAGAGGGAUAAACAUAAGGAUGGAAUUUUAGACCCAUAUGGAAAACCAGGAGAGGUUCUCACCUCAAGGAAAGUAAGGAAGUGAUAGUAAAGAAUGGUAAAAUCACGUAAAAUGUCUAUUUUCAUUUAUAUCUGUAACUUCAAAUGUAUAUUUCAU
Cryptotermes secundus is the source of this 926-nucleotide messenger RNA. RefSeq lists its product as uncharacterized. Lineage: Eukaryota; Metazoa; Arthropoda; Insecta; Blattodea; Kalotermitidae. Bases 348 to 854 code for a protein of 168 amino acids. The transcript has 3 exons. The record is from RefSeq and is a predicted model, not a curated record.